Molecule: messenger RNA, 5944 nt
Organism: Acaulospora colombiana
Lineage: Eukaryota; Fungi; Glomeromycota; Glomeromycetes; Diversisporales; Acaulosporaceae
Source: the annotation of a GenBank genome assembly
ACUUUUAUACGAGGGAGCGGAAAAGAAAUGGGAUAUUAACGUGAAGAUAUUAACCGCAUCCGUAGUAGCUAAUUUGAUAAAGGAAAAUCUAGAAGGUUAUUGUGCCACGUCUGACGAGAUUGAAUUGGAAGAUCAACAAGAAUGGGUUUACCUGAUUUGGGAUGGCAUUGUGAACAGAGAAUACGAGCCAAGUGACUUUGAAACUUUGCAUCUUAUUCCAACAAACCGAGGGAAGCUGCGAAAAAUAAAAGCCAAAGGAAAAUGCCUUUGGAAUAUCAUUGAUAAUGAACUUGACAAUAAAGUCCAACCGCUUAUAGAAAAGUUUGGUGUCACGUUUGUUGAUAAAGAUUUCGAGAAACGUUAUGGGCAUGUCCGGUCAAAGUUAUCUUCGUAUGUUAUUGAUCUUGCCAAUUUACCGUCAGUUUUAUUGUGUUUGCACGAAUCGGCAUCCUACCCUAAAAAUAUGAAAUUUUGUUUGCGAACUGAGGAUGCUUUGGAAAUAAUCGAUUACUUAAGCGCACAUCUUCAAAACAAUGUUGUAUCCAAACUUUCAGACGUCGUAAUUGAUGUGAUGAAGAACUUUCCAAUUUAUUCUGAGAUGGGUCAUGAAGGACGGACUUCAUUCUACAAGAAAGAAAAAUGGUUUUUACUUCCAGAGGAGGAAGAGAGUGACUAUGUUCACAUGAAAAUGCCUAAUCAUAUCGGCUUUCUUGAUGUAAAUUCGAACAACAAUACUCGACAUAUUUUAGAAGACAUUAUUAAGAUUACAAGAUUAACCCAAAUAAAUUAUUGGAGAGAAUACGUGAUUCCAAAUUUUACCUCACAACCUUCACCAGUGUUUGAUGCUAUGGUAGAAAAACUAUUUGUUCGCCUGGAAGAACUUCUCCGAGCUGAUUCUACUUUAAAGGUUAAACUAGGUCAACUUCCUUUUGUUACUGCUGGCACACAUAAUAUGUUUAAGGAUCCUCUCGGCUCUGAUGUACAUUUUAAACAUCUCGGACCGAUGGAUCUAUAUGACCCCAAUGACCAAAAAAUUGUUAACCUAUUCUUUGAGGAUGAAAAAGUUUUUCCGUGCAAAAAAUUUUCGCAAAAGCUAAAAUCACUUAUGGAAUUAGGUCUUAAAACAUAUCUUUUACCUGAUGACAUUAUCGAUCGUUUAAGGACAUUCCAAGAUUACAAAAGUAAAUCAGGGUUAUCUGAUACGGUGCACACGAAAGCAAUGAAUCUUCUCAAAUAUAUCGAUAACAAUUGGAAUAUUAUAUUUGAUAAAGAUCCUGAAAACACGCAACUUUUCUCAGAAAUUUUGGAUCGUGAAUGGAUUCCGACCGUAGAAUAUUCCGGGAAAAAGAGUUUCUCAAAACCAUCAGAAUGCAGAGAUUUAGAAAUGAAACAUUUAAUUUGUUAUGCCAGACCUAUCCUCGACUACGGAAUCAAAAACGAAGAAUUUCUUAAACGUCUUGGUUGGGAUAAAGAUCCAGAUAUCAAAGUCAUCCUUUGUCAGCUUCAGAUGUGUUUUCAAGAAUCGUCAGAAAUCCUUAACAUAUACGAGAUUUGCGAUGCAAUUUAUAAACAUAUGAAUAAAAUUGUAAACGCGUCCGGUGAAGGAAAUGAAAUCGAUACAUUAAAAGAGGAUCUCAGGGAUAUGAAAUGGAUCUUGGUUAAUAGACGAUUCUAUCCGUCUGAAAAUGUUGUUUUCGACCUUCCUAAGGAUUUCGGGAACAAAGACACAUUGAUAGUAGGACUUCCGGACGCAUACAAAUGCAAUUAUAGCAAUUUGUUUGAAAGAAUGGGAGUCCGUUCAGAAAUUGGAAUUAGAGAUUACAUCAAUAUAAUUAAAGUGCACGUUCAGGAUGAUCCCCACGUUAAACUGUCUGUUAGUGAAAUAGACAAAGUGGUAGGAUUAAUUGAUCAGAUUUCGAAGAAGUAUACGGAAGAUAAAAGUUUCACAGAGAUAUUGCAAGAAUUACUUAUACCAACCACACAAGAAAUCCUCGUAAAUUUAGCCGACGUUCAGUAUGAUGACAUGGGAUCGAGGUCAACCGACGAAGAGAAAAAAAUUUACCACGUCGCGCAUCCUUCCAUAUCACUGAGCAUUGCAAAAAAUAUUGGCAUGAAAAUGUUGUCCGUGAAAGAAAGCGCUCGCGUAUUUAAAUUAUACAUCGACGAAAGAGAUUUCAGAGGAAAGGAUCAACCAAGCCUUCUAACUAAAGAAAUGCAUCUCUGGCAAGGUCCCGCCUUAUGGAUUUAUAAUGAUGCGGAAUUUAAAGGAAAUGACUUCGACUUAGUAAGCGGUGAAUAUAUCGCGUUUUUGGAUCCACAUUCCAAAUAUCUUCCCGAACUAGGAAAUCCGCCAAGGAGUCCACUCGGGAGUCGAUACAACUUUUUAAGAGCAAAUUUCAGAGAGAAGUGGUAUGGUCAGGCUGCACCAUACAUGGCCGUGGAAGGAUGCGACUUAACGAAAAAAUAUAAUGGGACCUUAUUUAGAAUUCCACUGAGAAAUUACGAGACGAAAAAUUUAAGCAAAAUAUCUGAUAAAAAGUUCGAUCCCAAUGAUCUUUUAAAUUUAUUCAAAGAUAUCCAGGGAGAUAGAGAGAUGCUGUUUUUGAGAAACAUUGAAGAAUGCAGUGUACACUAUUUGGAUGAGUAUCAGUCCAAGCCGAUCUGGGAGGCUAGAAUCAAUGACAUAAACGAGAAUAUAAGGAAUACACGUUGCUCUAUCACCGACGAGACAAAAAUAUUUCAACUUGAAAUGCAAUUAUUCAAUUAUGAUGAUGUUGUGAGUUCAAAACUUGAAAAUUGGAUUUUAUGUUUUGGAGGAAACAAUCAAGUUAGAGAAGAUUUGAAAGAGUUGACUGAUAAAAAAAAAAGUGCUUGUGCUAUCGCUGCACUAGUUGCACAGACGGAAGGAAACGACGAGAAAGGUAGAAUGUAUUCAUAUUUGUCUCUCCCAAUAAGCAAUGGUCUAAGUGUAAUGUUGAGCGGAGAUUUUAUUCUGUCAAGCGAUCGAAGCAAUAUUAUACUUUCUGAAAGUGCUGAACAUGGACAAGAAAAAUGGAACAAAUACAUAUUACUUGAAAUUUUACCAUCAUUGCAUGCUAAGCUGCUUAACGAAAUUGCAAUUCGCGACUCGCAGCGGUUUGAAAGUUUGCGCAAUAAUCAGAACGAAGAGUUCAUUCCAUAUGUAACAACAAGGGAUUGGCCAAUUAAAUCGAAUCCUCCUACACCAGAAAUUUAUCGAAAAUUUGGGUUGGCAGUUCUUAAGGAGCUGUCUCAACAUGAUUAUCGCGAAGAAUUGGUCAUUAUACCUGAUAUUCUUGUGCAGCAAAAUAUUCAAAUAGUUAAAGUAUCAGAAGAACAAUAUAAGCAUCUUGAGCUUUUAAAGGGGCUUUUAAAUUGCAAACCUCCUAACUUCAUUACUCCUAAUUUGAUAUGGGACACGCUCCGUGAUAAGAGAAAAAUAUGGGAUUCCUAUAUAACAUCCGGAGAUCAAAAAAUUGUAAAGAAAGUCAUUGAUUAUUUAUUAAGAUUCAUUCUAGAAAGCACGGAACCUCAGGAUAUGGCUAUUUAUGAAAGGCUAAUUGGAAUGCCACUGGUUCCUCUUUACGGUGACACUAUUGGAACCUUUUGCGAAAUGGAAUAUUAUAUAGCUGAAGAAGAUCAUCAGAAGUUGUUUAAAAAGACAAGGCCAUCACGCUUUGUGACCGAAUUGCCAUUCGAUAUUAAGAAUAAAGAAAUUUCUAAAUUAUUGAAAAUCUCUGAACUUAACGCGAACGGUAUUCUUAACCUUCUCGAGAUUGAAUUUCCUAUAUCCGAACGAAUGAAUCAGGAUCUCUUGGACGAAUCAUACCCUUAUAAACAAUGGCUUGACCUUAUUCUGGAAAAACUUUGCGAAGAUUCGGAAUUUGAAUAUGAUAGGUUGGCCAUGUUUCCGCUUCUCCCGGUGAUCCAUCCAUAUCGAAAACUCGUCCCGUUCGAUAAAAAUAAUCCAAUAUUAUUUCAGGGUGAUCUUAGAUACUCUUUGAUGAUUAAUGUGUUGAGCGAGUUAGGUAUCAGAUUUACGGAUUUAAAGUUAACCGAUACCGCACAUUCAACGCUUAAGGAAUGUGUAAAUCAACCGACAGAGGUCAACAUAUUAAAAUCGAUCGAGCGAGCAAGAUCACGCUCUGAGAAAUCGAUGGAUGAGAUUUUUAAACGAUUGAAUAAAAACGAUAUUUCAGAAAUCCGAUCUUUUAUCAGAAACUUCUUAAUGAAAAUAAGAUCUAACGAAAAUGAUAAAGAAUUGGAUUUGGAAGUCAAAAAAAUCAUUCGAAGCCUACCAAUUUGGUCCAUAUACUCUCAAGAUAAUUUUAUUGCGGCUCAUAAAGGAUAUCUCCUCAAAUCGAAGCUUAAAAUAUGUUCGUUCAAGCACAUAAAGAUUUUCAAAGUUGAAUCAGAUGCAGAUUACGAUUUGCUUCCCUAUCUUGAUGCCAAUAAAACAAACGAACUUAAAUAUAUCAAAUGGUAUUAUGAAUUCAUGAAAAUUACACCCGAUGAUAAAUAUAUGGAAUUCUUGGAGAGUAUCCUUUUGCUGGGGAAUAAUGAAGUUGAAGAACAUCUUAGCAAAAUUAAUAAAGCGAUUCCAAACAAAGACCGCACUGUUCUUUUCAAAGUCAACACACUUUAUGACAUAAAUGUGGGAUUGUUUCACGAAAUUUUCAGAGAUACCGAUAAAAUGGGACUCAAGAAUUCUAUUAACUCUCACACGUUUAUUGAGUGCGCCCGCGAGAUUGAAAGAAAGUUCAUCGUAACCCCGCAAGCAGAAAAUAACAAAACAUUGGCCCGAAGAUUGGUUAUGGAAUUGUUUUCAAGUUUUGAAAAAUUAUCGUUUGAGCGACAACAAUGGGAUGAACUUUUGAAUAUAAAAUUUAUUCCCACUGACGAAGAUAUGCAUUCUCAAGAAUAUUCUGGUACAAAGGACGUAGUAACCUUUCUGAAUUCUGCCUGUUUUUACAAACAUGCAAAUUUGGUGUGGACAAACGUUCCACUUUUCGACAAAUCACUUGUUCCACCGAUGAAAUUUUUAAAGUCUCACCCCGAUUUAUGCAGACCUAAGCUAUGGAACGUUAUUUGUCAUUGGGAAAAUGUCACAUUAUUAGCUGAAAGAGUUGAUUGGAGAUAUUAUGGAAACAGAAGGCAGUUUCGAGACAUGAUGACAGAAAUUUAUGAAUAUAUUAACUCGCAAGUAGAUCAAAACAAGGAAAUAAUUGAAUCGGCAAUACGUGAGAAAAGGUUAUUUUUAAACGGAGACAAUCCAUUCGAACCGGAAAAUUGGCUAUCCGGAGAUAGCUUGAUCUUUGGAACCUCUGAAGAUAUCAGAAAAGAUAAGCAAACGGUUUCAUCAUUUUUAAAAGAUUACAAAAAACUGCUAACGUUGGCAGGAGCCUGGGAAGUAAAAGAUUUCAAGUUUAGGAAAGAAGAUUUUGUUAAUCGGUAUCAGGAUCAGGAAACAUAUCUAUUGAAGAAUUUGCUUUAUUUUUUGGAGAAACAAGAAGAAACACCGUAUCAUGAUGUUGAAUUCUGUUUUCCCGAUGGUGAAAAAAUUUACGCAAAUCGAUAUGUACUUUCAGCUGCAUCAGAACACUUUAGAACUUCUUUCCAUAGUAGUAUGAAAGAAGGCACUGAAAAUAUAAAAGCAACAAUUAACAUCGAGGACUUUAAACCCGAUACUUUCCGAGAAGCUAUAGGAAAUGAAUGCAAAGUGAAAAAUGUGUUGGAAAUCAAAAAAUUUUCCAAAACUUAUAAUGCAAAACUAUUGGGGAAACAUUGUUUGAAAAUUAUCAAAGCGAAUCAACAAAUACUGAUGGAAAUGAUAAAUGAUGAUGCUAGAGGUGAACAAGAUCUGGAAGAAGAAAUGAUGAUGUUCCAAGAGAUGUUAGAAGAAGCAGAGGAAAUGUCUGAUAUUUAA